GAUACUUUAGCGUUUCACCGACUCUCGCUUCCGAUAUCGAAGGCAACGGCACUUGCUUCCACUCACCUACAUACCUCCAAUUUCCCCCAAGAUCUCUUGAUCGUGUAGCAGACACCUUUCUUCUUCUCGCAUAAAGAAUCUCUUCGAUAUUCACUGAAGUUCAAGAUCGCGCCUUGUUUUUCGUAGACUCGGCUCGGUAUUCGGAUCCUGCAGGCUCUCCAUUCUGCAAUAGAAAAAACCGUUUUGGUUCUCCAACCUUCUGGCAAAAUAAUUAAAAAAUAAACAAGAGUGCCAAGAUGAUUCAUAUCGAGUUUAUCAAGAAUGAGCCCCAGAAUUCAGCUACAGAAAAGACCAUGACGGUAGCGGAAAUCCAGGCGUAUCCAAAAACGCGACUCGACAUGUCGGCGUUCCAGGAAAAGUGUCCGAUGGAACCUCCCCAGGAGAAAACUCUGGAAGCGCACGACAACAAGAGCUACUCCGGCCUGCUUCCAGCCGAAGUGGGCACCGACUACUCCUUCAAAAGGAAGAUCGUUUGGAAGAAUGCGAUCGGCUUCUUCGCCCUUCAUCUGGCAGCAGUUUAUGGACUGUGGCUGAUGGUCGCUGACUGCUACUGGAAAACCGACAUCUGGGCUCUUCUUGUAGGGUUCAGUAGCGGGUUGGGGGUGACCACAGGGGCGCACCGGCUGUUCUCGCACAAGGCCUAUAAGGCGCCCUUUAUCACCCGACUGGUGCUCAUCUUGUUCCACACAUUAGCUGGACAGAACUGUCUUUAUAUUUGGGUGCGCGAUCACAGACAGCAUCACAAAUACAGCGACACUGACGCCGAUCCGCACAAUGCGCAUCGCGGCUUCUUCUUCUCUCACGUGGGCUGGCUGAUGAGCAGAAAACACCCUGCUGUCAUCGCCAAAGGCAAAACCAUCGAUAUGAGCGACAUGCAAGCCGAUUGGUUGGUCAUGUUCCAAAAGCAGCACUACAAGGUUCUUUAUGCGAUUUUCGCGAUUUUCCUGCCCGCAGUGGUGCCAGUUUACUCCUGGGGGGAAAGCUGGUGGAACUCCUUUUUUGUCGCCUACAUGUUCAGAAGUGUGCUUGUGCUGAACAUGACCUGGCUGGUCAACAGUGCCGCUCAUAUAUGGGGAAACAAGCCCUUUGACAAAUAUAUGGAGCCGGUGGAAUCGAGCUUCGUCGCAUUUGUUUCGGUUGGAGAGGGUUGGCACAAUUAUCACCACGCCUUCCCUUGGGACUACCGGGCGGCCGAAUUGGGCUCCAAAUACAGCAUUACCACUUUUGUUAUCGAUGCCCUGGCCUACUUCGGGCUGGCCUACGACCUCAAAUCCACCCCCUAUCACAUGGUGAAAAGGAGAGUCGAGCGCACCGGCGAUGGUUCGCAUCCCAUCUUCGGCCCUCAUGCCGAAAAGCUGGAGUCGACUGGCAAACUGGAUGAUGUGGAUAUUGCGGACAUUGUGAAGAGUAAGGAGGUGGGAUUAGUGAGAAGACUGCCUACAGCUCAAGGGUAGAACUGCGUGAUUAGAUUGAAUUGGACUAAAGUACAAUUAAGGAACGAGUUUUGAGGGAAAACCUGUUUGGGUCUCCUCCCCCAGCUCAGUUUGUUACCACCCCAUGGUGCAACCACAUUGUUAUAAGAUUUAAUGUUAAUUUAUAUGUGGCUGUAUAUGCAAUGAAUGGCCUCUUACCGCCCGGAAACCAGUCAAAACCAGGGCAUAAGCCUGUGCCAUGUUUACCCCUUGGUGCAGGCUCAAAUGGUCGUUUAUUGGGAAAAGUUCAACAACUAUUUAUAUGUUUUUAGCUCUAGUGUAGUUUAAGUGGUUAACACCAAAAUAUUUAUAUUGUUUUGUGCGAUUCUUAUGUGAUGUGUGAUAGUUAUUUUUCGAAAAAAAAAAAACGUUAAACGAUGACAUUGAGCACUUUUGUUGUGAUUUGAACAUACAGGAAAACAAUGCACUCAAUUCGUUUCAAGCAUCUACACACUUUAUGGGCUACAAAUUGGUUAUUAAUGGCGACGUUUGUCUAAAGCAUUUCCCAAAAAACGCACAAGGAUGUGAUUUCAUGCAAACAUACGGGGUGAAAAUUGGGGUCAUCUCUGGGGGGCUCACCCUGUAUACCUCCGGGGUUCCGUAGAAGAAGCGCCUUAACGAAAUUUAAGAUUCUGGAUGUAAAACUGAUACGAAAUGUCCAACAAAUAAAUAGGAUUUCUCCGCAAUUUGCUAGAAA
Dendroctonus ponderosae (mountain pine beetle) is the source of this 2229-nucleotide messenger RNA. Its product is annotated as acyl-CoA Delta-9 desaturase. The record is from RefSeq and is a predicted model, not a curated record. Lineage: Eukaryota; Metazoa; Arthropoda; Insecta; Coleoptera; Curculionidae. Gene Ontology annotation, cellular component: endoplasmic reticulum membrane. Gene Ontology annotation, molecular function: stearoyl-CoA 9-desaturase activity; iron ion binding. The transcript is spliced from 7 exons. Bases 297 to 1514 code for a protein of 405 amino acids. Gene Ontology annotation, biological process: unsaturated fatty acid biosynthetic process.